Molecule: messenger RNA, 1032 nt
Organism: Pestalotiopsis fici W106-1
Lineage: Eukaryota; Fungi; Ascomycota; Sordariomycetes; Amphisphaeriales; Sporocadaceae
Exons: 2
Coding region: 1-1032 (343 amino acids)
Source: RefSeq, a predicted model, not a curated record
AUGUCUAACGAACUCGGAGCAUUUGCUCAAUCCGAAUCAUCAAUUUUCGCAUUGGUUCGUAGACAAUUCACUAAACCUAAACCUCUGCCCACAGACAUUCGGCUCACUGGCAAAAAUGCCAUUAUCACUGGAAGCAACGCAGGACUAGGGGCUGAGGCAGCACGCCAGCUUCUCGGCCUUGGGCUGUCGCAUCUCAUUAUGGGUGUCCGCUCGCAGACCAAAGGCGAGGCAGCUGCGCAAGAGCCGCGAAAGGAGUUCACCGGCGCCACUAUUGAUGUCUGGGUUAUCGAUAUGAAUUCCUAUGAUUCAAUUCGGGCUUUUGCAAGCCGAUGUGAAACACUUUCGCGGAUCGACAUUGUUCUGCUGAAUGCUGGCGUGCUCAACGGCGAAUUCUCUACAAACGCCUCUACCGGUCAUGAAUCGUCCUUGCAGGUCAACUACCUUUCCACUGCUCUCUUGACCAUACUACUCCUCCCCAUACUCAAGACCAGGAAGUCUACAGCCCCAGGAGCCCGUCCACCAGUACUGAGUCUAGUGGGGUCCGAUACAAUGUACAUGGCAAACUGGGAGACUCAAGGUCCAGUGCUUCGGCAAUUUGACGAGCCUAGCUCCUUCGACCCGCUUCAGACCUAUGCAAAGUCCAAGCUAGUUCUGAUGCUGUUUGUUACCAAGCUGGCCGACUUUGUCAAUUCCAAUGAUGUCGUGCUGCAGGUCGUGAACCCCGGGAUGACCGCCAGUACUGGGCUGAGCAAUAAUAGGUCAUGGAUGGAUCAAUUAAUGACGCGCAUUCUUCACUUCUUGAUGGCGAGGUCGACGGAGACUGGUGCAACCACGUAUGUUGAUGCAGUGGUCGGAAAAGGAGUAGAGAGUCAUGGCUCCUUCGUCAGCGAAUGGACUAUCAAGCCGUACCCUGUGAUUUGGUACGAACCAGAGGGAAAGGAGAUUACAAAACGACUAUGGGAGGAAACAAUGGAAGAGCUAAACUUUGUCCGUGCAUCAAAUAUCUUAGGUAACCUGAAAGGUCAAGUUUGA